This is a messenger RNA of Paracoccidioides lutzii Pb01, 5025 nucleotides long. RefSeq lists its product as hypothetical. Gene Ontology annotation, molecular function: protein binding. Bases 1 to 5025 code for a protein of 1674 amino acids. The record is from RefSeq and is a predicted model, not a curated record. The transcript has 3 exons.
AUGUCAGAAAUCACAUCCACGCCCAGCAGUACCGGGUCGUCAUUUAAUCCUUACACAGACGGUGCUGCCAUGGAGCAAGGCCAUUCGACUUAUCAGCCUAGAGGCUCAACAAAUGAUUUAAAUGCUUCCGAUAGCUUUCAGCAACAUCACUCUACGGAUCCCGAUGUGGCAAUUAAUCAUGUGUCUAACACCAAAGCCACGAAUAUUGCAGUGGCCCCCAACUUUCUUGAUGAACGCGGCAAUCAAAAUCAUACUCCAAUGCUGAAACGGAAGCGGUCGACAAAUGACCUUCAAAUGUCCAUGGACUCCAGCAACCAAUACUCUAUGGAAAGUCUUGCCAGACGUGACGACACUCCUAGAAUGGAACCCGUUCGUGAGUCACAUUCAACUACAUUUUCUCAGGAUGGCAACAAACGUGUAAAAUCCAACCAUCUCAAUGGGUCAUGCGUUCUUCCCUCAGGGAAGAGCCAUGUACAGUCAGCCACUCCUUUCGAUGGAUCUCUAUUACCGGGAGAAGUAUGGCAGCAUAUCUUCACAUUUCUUCCGCCUACCUCAUUAGGUCGCGUUUUAUGCGUGAACAAGGCCUUCAAGUCCCUUCUCACUCCAAGUGAGUCGGAGUUGCCCGAUUUUCCUCAAACGUCGGGAGCGUUAAAGUAUCUUAUCCCUAAUUCCAUCUGGUCUGUUUCUCGGAGAGCCUUUUAUCCGGGAAUGCCACGCCCGCUGUCUUUCCUGACGGAGUUGGAAAUGUGGAGACUUGUCUAUGGAAAUACUUGUCAGUUCUGUGGAAAGUCCAGUUCCAGUUCAUCCUUAACCGAUAAUACAAUAUGGGAAGCCGGGCCAGGUCUUGGUGGAGUUCGUAUUAUUUGGCCUUUCGGGAUUCGAGCUUGUGGUGAAUGUAUCAAGUCCAAAUCUGAAAAGGAAAUGGAUCUUUUAUUCUCUUCACUUCUGCCAUCCAUACUAAUUCCAUCUCUUCCCUUUGCGUUUUUUACCCCGUCAAUGCAUUUUGCUUCCUCAGUAACUUUGCGCAACAAUCAACCGCCAACUGACAUGAUCCUGACUAAAUACUUUUACAAACCCCAUGUCGAUGACAUGAGGCGUAAAUUUGAGGACGUUAAAUCGCUUGGCCCUGCCGCAACUGAGGAGUGGAUCAAGGGCCUUGAAGGCAAUGGCAAGGACAAGCUUGCUGAUGCUGCUCGCUUAGAACAAUGGGAAGCAUCAGGUGGUCUUCGAUCCAUUCGGCUUGCUCGAAUCCAUCACAGCGAAGCCCCUUUGCCGCCCUCUUCCCUGGAUUUCGGUGUGAGAAAUCAACCUAUAGACAUGACUACUGGGUAUUCUGGACAAUCUACUCCACUCACCAAUGACAAAUCUAUCAACGGCCAGAGCAGUCCCACUACUCUUUCACAUACUUCUGGUUCUAAACUUCCCCCACGCCCAAUGAGUCCUGAUUCAAGUCAACCUUUAUCGUCCUCAAACUCGGCGCAUCACCCACGGACGGAACGUAGCCUCCGAGAAGUCAAUGAGGCAAAGGCAAGUCGCAAAGCCGAAAUAGAGCGGCGCUGUUUAGAUCUUGUACCACCUUUGACACCUGCUGUUCUGAGCCAUAUGGAUUCGUUUUUGGCUGCCAUUCAAAUUCCACAUCCUUUUACUGACCGUGACUGGGCCAUUUUGAAGCCUCGCUUAUUGUCACAACGCGAUGCUGCAGAGCGUCGAGAACAAGAUAAGGUAAAACAUGACCAAUUUCUCCAAGCCAGGUCUGAGGAGCGUCGACAGCAAGACGCACAAUAUAGAGAAGCCAAAGAGCAGCUAGACAGAGAAUGGGAUGAGGCACAGAAACCUGUCCGAGAUCGCAUGGCAUUGUAUGCAGACGAAAUAAUCCGUGAAGGAUGGCGCGGCGGCGAAAUUGUCACCAAAGAAAAAAGCCCAAAAUUUGCUGCUGAUGUGCUUAUUUACGUCAAGGAUAAGUUCUACAGGGACCUGGCGCAAGAGGUCGCCCUGGCCCGUAACACCGGCAAACCUAUCCCUGAGGAUGCCCCCGGCGUACCGCCCACCCGCAAACUUAUCCUUGAAAAUAUGAAGUUCAUUUUUGAUACCAAGAUCAAACCACUGACAGAACAGUUUCAAAAGGAGCUUUUCCUCUGCAAUGGCAGUGGCUGCGAAGGCAAUACUAAAUUUUAUGGAUUCGAGGGCGUAAUCCAGCAUUAUGCUGCAAAGCACACUAAUGUUCUUAGUUUGGGCAGUGUCGUCGUUCACUGGCGUGCUGAAUGGCCGGAACAUUCUCCUUUCCACCCUAAUCCUAAUGCUGCAAAGGCUCUUUUCUUUGCAAUGCCCCGUCCGACCAUGGGACACAUUGGCUAUCCAAACCCGUCCCAUGGCCCGAUGUUUAUGCCCGGCCCAGACCAAGUGCACCAUCAUCCACCAGACGGAGCUCCCGCGUAUCCACAACCUUCGCCUGGACCUUAUAAUCGCACUCCAUUUGGGACUCCGUACGCGUAUGGCUCAGGUCCCUAUCGACCACCAUCACCCGCCUCCCCGUUUUACCCCAAACAGCAAACAAAUUUUGUCUAUCCAGCACCUCAGCCAGGCUAUGCUCCUGGUGGAGGCUACGAGCCCUAUAGGCCACCCCAUCCUCCGAAUCCAGUGUAUGGUUCACCAUUUCCUGGGCAGGCUUAUCCACCACCUUACCCGCCCCCAACUGAUUCAAGGGCUUCUCAACCAUACCCACCUCCCCCAUACCCACCACCAGCGUGUGGCCAGCCACCUUAUGCUGCACCGUAUUCCAGUAACCCGCAUCCACCAAGACGGGGUGGAGCUCCGGGGAAUAGUUCGAAUCCCAAUAGCCAGGCGUUUGGCGUCUACCAAGCCCAACUCGAUGACAUAGCCAAAAAUGCGCGCAGCAUUUGGAAUGGAACAUCUGGUAUCAAGGACCUGCCACAUAAUGUCCGGGCUCAAGUCGUAAUUCACCAUGUUAUAUCUCGGUUUAUAGAACGGUUCGGUAAUGAACCGCCUUUGACACUCUUUGCUGAUGGUUUGAACAACCAUGCUCAAAUGAAACCCAUAAGGAAUCUUAGCGGCCUGGUAUGCAGAACCUGCAGUGAGGCUGAAGGUUCUGGACGUCUGCACCACCAAGACGCGAGUAGAGCCGAUCGCAAAAUCUAUACUCUACCUGCUCUAGUUAGCCAUUUCCAAUCAAUGCAUGUCGACCGCAACAAAUCGACCCCGCAUCCAGGAUCUGAACCGUCGAGGCUGGAAUGGCAACGUGAUAUGUUAGUACUGCCGAACAAUGCGAAAGUUUUAGAAUUGGUUGAGUCUCCCGGGAUGGAUGAUGUCAAACUACAGUUAGUGUCAGCUGCUUUCCCUUGGGUAUUCCCCUCUCCCCCGUCGGCCAACCACACCCCACUUUCAAACCUGAGUGAUAGAAAGCCGCCGGAGUCCCGUGACACCAAACACGUCCAUCGCAGCCACCGCAAUAAUAGACGUUCUAAAUUUGCAGAACAGAGGCCAACCGAUAUGAAGGCCACUUUGCGAAGUCCAAAUCAUCAUGUUGAAGUUGCGGUUGAUGAUUUCCCGAGAUUUGUUGAAUCACCUGCCACGGAUAUCAAUAAAGGCCCAGAUCCACCCAUGGACGAUGAAUAUGAUCCCCAUAGACCAGCCUUCAUUGAACCAGUCAGAAACCAAUAUGAUCGAAUUGAUCUUCGACGUCCAAGGCAAAGUCACACUUCCACAGUCCCUAUCAAGGAUAGAUCUCACAAUAUACGGGAUCAGGAUGCAACCCAUGGCAAUCGUAGUUCGCCUAUCUCGAAGCCAGCCAGAGAGCAGCCUAGUGAUGCUGACCAAACUAAGGGUUAUCCAUACGAUGACCACCGUCAUCAUUCAUCCAGACAACCAUCACAGCUCCCUUCACAAUACAGGGGCCGCCUGUCUAAAUCUGACUAUCCCCAAUCCGUUGUGACCGGUUCCAUAGCUGCGGAACUGCCAAAUGAAUCCAAGAAAAAUAGGACUCCCAUGAGGAACGUUUCGGAGGAUGGUGAAGUGGAGGAAGGAAGUCACGCACAGGAACAUCUCCCUCCAGCACAACCUGCCCCAGCUGAAGAAAUGACGGCUGCGGAACGUUUCUUGAGUAAUUUCGUGCCUGGUCAAGAAUCUGAAGAAUUCAAGAUAAUGACGUCUCGGGGGCCACAGCGUAAAGCUGGUGACUCUACUAAGGGGAGAUGGCUUGAUGCGCCAGAGCAUGAUGACCGGCGUUGGCGUGCUGAAGGAGCUACCGGUGGCACAGCCGAAAGCAGUGUUUCUGGAACCCCUACGCAUAGCAAACAACAUGGAGGCUGGAACCGACCCAAAAGCCCCGUAGUUGGAUGGUUCCGGGACUUCGACUCGAAACAUGACCAGUAUGCGUCUUCCAGACAUGGUGAGGAGGUAUCACCAGAAUCCACCGAUAACCACCGAGGAAGAAAGAACAUGGGUUUCUCAGAAACUCGGCAUCAACCUGAGCACCAAGCAAGGCGUCCUCACAGCAGGUUUGAUAGAUAUGAGGCACAAAGACAUGGCUCUCACCGACCACGUUCCCGUUCUCCGACGCUCUGUGAUCUUCUCCCCAUUGAACCGACGUACUACCGCGAACGCAGCCCCAUGCCACCUCGAGUUCGACAACGCCCAGUCUACGCUGCGCACUCGCCAGACCCAUAUCAUGAUAGGGGUCUGACAGACCAAGCCGUCGGCUUCACUCGUCUUCCGUCUCGUGGUACGUAUCAGUAUGUGGAGGAACCGAGAUAUGGGGAACCACCUUACGAUGGUGCCGUCGAAUACGUUCCUGUCAGAGUUGGCCCACGCGAGCAGCAAAACCCCGGUGGCUAUUACGUAGAACGCCCCAUCCAGCGAGGGGCACCGAGGGAAUAUAUCGACUAUGAAAUAGACUACGCACGUCAACCCCCUUUAGAACCCCACUGCCAGAAUUACCCUGGUGAUAGUGUUUCUGGAAAUAUACACGGCGUCAGCGGUACAGCCCCUAGACAUUCCCGUUAUCGUUAA